Molecule: messenger RNA, 2564 nt
Organism: Paramormyrops kingsleyae
Lineage: Eukaryota; Metazoa; Chordata; Actinopteri; Osteoglossiformes; Mormyridae
Product: tripartite motif-containing protein 16-like protein
Molecular function (GO): zinc ion binding; protein binding
Source: RefSeq, a predicted model, not a curated record
UGCAAAUAUGUGAUUACAGGUCAGCAAUAGCCAGUGACUAACUGGAUUGGCCCACUAUGACACUCACUUAAUGGGCUCUUUCCCCCUUCAAAUAACGUGCCUCCUUUUCGAUCCGUAUAAGUGAUCGAUUGGCAUUGGUCUCCAGAAUUAUCCAGUUACUGUAUGCAUAUUAUCUCAGACAGACACUAGGCCUGAUACUGACCUGAUCCUGACCCAAUUUCACUGGACACAUAAGACAACAGACACACAAAGCAUUUCUGCUGAUGGGAUUUUCGGGGUUGUCUUCCCAUUCCUCCUGCACUGCCCCAGGGCUGAAGGCAGGAGAGGAGGGAAGAGGGGAGGCCCUUCCGAGAAGCACGCUGGAGGUGUGGCCUGAUUAACUUUUUCAUUCUCGGGUUCCCUGGUGUAGAGCUCAGCCAAACACGAGAGUGAGUAUAUGUCUGUGGAGUCAUGGCAGACACCACUGCAGAGGUCUCAGGCCCGGCCACCGCAAUCGAGGGCACCAGAGCAAUGCGAUCGAAGGACGGCCUGCAAGGGUCCCUGCAGCACAGGAACCAGCAGAACCAGAAAGAUCCUGAAGACAUGAACGGUGACUCAAGUGGUAAAAAUAUUCUGGAAUGGCUCUCCUGCCAGAGUGCAAGGGACAACAGUGCAGAAUCGAGACCUUUCCCUUCAGCAGACCCUCGAGGCCCAGCCGAGUCCAAAAAGGAAGAGGCGCAGGAGGCGGGUGAAGCAGAGAGCUUGGAGACAGACGGGGUGAGGUGCGACUCAUGCAUCGAGGUCCCCAGGAGGGCGCUCAAGUCCUGCCUUACCUGCCAGGUGUCUUAUUGCCUGGAGCACCUGCGGCCUCACCUGGAGAACACGCGCUUCCAGAAACACCGUUUGGUCGAACCGCUGUGCAACAUUGAGGGCCCUGCCUGCGAGGGCCACGGGAGGCCCUUGGACCUGUACUGUCACCAGGACCGCUGCUGCAUGUGCAGGGCAUGCGCUGAUGAGAAUCACCAGGGCCACCAGGUCACACCCCUGGGGGAGGUGCGCAAGCAGAUGGAGAAAGAGCUACGGCAAAAAGAGGCAGAGGUAGAGAAAGUGGCCAAUUCUGCGGAGAAUGCCAUCGUCAAGCUGCAGGACAACAUCAUGUCCUUGAAGCGUUCAGUGGCCGACGUCUUCAACCUGAUCAGCGGUCAAUUUUCGGAGCUGGCGGCCGCUGUGAUGAAGGCCCACAGAGCGAUGACGGAAGCAUUGGAGGAGGACGUGAGGAAGGCCACAAGGCAAGCUGAGGGCGUCCGGCUACACCUGGAGCAGAAGAGCACUGAUCUGAAGAAGAUACGGGCCCAGAUAGACAAGAUGAGCAGGAAUAAUAAUGAUAUCGACUUCAUACAGGAGUACUUGCAGUUGAAGGCAGGCAGCCUGGAUUUCAGUCUCCCUGGCGUGUACAUCAGCCUGACGGAGCAGCUGGCUGCAGUGAGCCUUGUGGUUGUUGAAUCCACCCAGGAGCUGUGUGAGAAGCUGCCUUCCAUGUAUAAGGAGAAGCUCAUCGAGACCCACAAGAGGGAGAAGCUGGCGAUAAGAAGUACAAUCUCAGUCAUUGCUGCUGAGCCCCACCCCCAGGUUCGAGAGGACUUCCUGAAAUAUGGUGCCUCUUUGACCUUUGACCCAAACACUGCUCACAAAUUCCUGCGCCUAACGAUGGAGAAUAGGAGAGUGACCAACAGCACACCGUGGCAGCAGAGUUACUCCGACUCCCCUGAACGAUUUGAGCACUGGCGCCAGGCAUUGGCCGUGGAGAGCUUUUACCUUGGCCGCCAUUACUUUGAGGUGGAAGCCAAGGGGGAUGGUGCCCACAUGGGCCUCAGCUACAAGAGAAUCAACCGCAAGAGCCAAGAGAGCAAUGGCUGUAUCACGGGCAACGACUUUUCCUGGUGUCUACAGUGGAGGAGCAACGGCUUCUCUGCCUGGCAUGCGGAUGUAGAGAUGCCCCUGGCAGCAAGCAAGCUUGUGCGCAUCGGGGUCUAUGUGGACUAUGAUGGAGGACAGCUGGCUUUUUAUGGUGUGACCGACAGCAUGAUGCUCCUCCAUCAGUUCCGAGCCGAGUUCCUGGAGCCUCUCCACCCAGCCGUCUGGCUCCCCAAGAAGGAGGGUGCCAUCCUGCUGCUCAGCCCCAAAGAGGCCCCUACAAUUGAGGACUCCCCACUUAUGUCACCUUCCUCCACCCUGUCUCCCUCCACCACAUCGCCAUCCUCCCUGUCUCCCUCCCUCCAGUCACCCUCCACCUAGUUUCCCUCCAUAUAGACACCCUCCACCCAGCUCCCUCCUCCCUGUCACCCUCUAUCCAGCCCCCCUCCUCCCUGUCACCCUCCACCCAGCCCCCUCCUCCCUGUCACCCUCCAUCCAUUCACAGUGUACAUUUUGAUUAGUAGAUGCUCUUAUCAACAAGCAGCUCACAUACAGUACAGCUGGUGUGUAUGUUGAUGCUUCCAUGUCUCAUUCUCGCCAGUGCGGGGAAGCAAUAAAAAAGGCCAAUAGGAUGUUGGGGUAUAUCUCCAGGUGUGUGGAGUUUAAGUCAA